This is a messenger RNA of Sesamum indicum (sesame), 1473 nucleotides long. RefSeq names its product WAT1-related protein At3g28050. Gene Ontology annotation, molecular function: transmembrane transporter activity. Gene Ontology annotation, cellular component: membrane. NCBI's taxonomy places the organism in Eukaryota, Viridiplantae, Streptophyta, Magnoliopsida, Lamiales, Pedaliaceae. The record is from RefSeq and is a predicted model, not a curated record.
AAAUGAAGAAAUUGCAAGCCGCCUACUUCCCGCUGUAUUAAAUUGUCAACUACUGGCCUACAAGCAACAGCAUCCAGACUCCAAGUUUGAAACUUUUCUGCAAAUUAAAAAGGCCCAAGAUUUCUGUUUCUGCAAGUAGGAGUAGGCAAUUCUUGGAGGAGAUGGCGACGAGGCAGUGGCCAUGGAUCCAGAGCUCACUGCCUUUCAUAGGCAUGGUUUCAGCUGUUGUAGCUUUAGCCAUAAACAUGAUUAUAAGCAAAAUGGCCAUGUCCAAGGGAAUCAGCUUUUACAUUUUGUCUGUUUACUCUAAUGGCUUCGCCACUCUUAUUCUAUUUCCUACUGCAUUUCUCUUCCAUGGGUCAAAGAGACCCCCUUUAUCAUUCCCUGUUCUCUGGAGGAUUUGCUUGCUUGCUUCUUUUGGAUGUUUUGCAGAGAUUGGUAGUUAUGCUGGCAUAAACUAUAGCUCUCCAACACUUAGUACAGCCAUGUUGAAUCUUGUACCUGCAUUCACAUACAUCCUCGCCAUUAUUUUCAGGAUGGAAGAAGUACAUUUGAGAAAAUUAAGUACCAUUUCUAAGGUUUUCGGGACUUUGGUUUCCAUCUCGGGAGCAUUUAUUGUGACUUUCUAUAAGGGACCAGCUAUCAUCGGUGCUAUAACUUCUGGAUCUUCUACACAACUCCACUUGCCGCAGACACAAAAUUGGGUUCUAGGAGGAUUUUUGCUUGCUUGUGCCUCUUUUAUGACGGCAUCAUGGUGCAUACUACAGGCCUCAAUACUGAAGAUGUAUCGAGCCGAGAUGAUUGUAGUUGCUUUUUACUGCUGUUUCGUGACAAUCCAAUCGUCACUGGUUAGUCUAAUUGCAGAAAGAGAUUUAACUGCUUGGAGAAUUGAGACAAAGAUUGGACUGAUUGCUGUUUUCUAUUCGGCUAUCAUUAACAUAGCAUACAGGCUCUAUGUUACUGCUUGGUGCCUUUGGAGGACAGGUCCGCUCUUUGUUGCCCUGUUUAAGCCUCUAACGAUCGUCAUUGCCGUUGUCAUUGGUGUCAUCUUUAUGAAAGACAUUCUCUACCUAGGAAGUUUGAUCGGAGCAUUGGUGUUGAUUAUUGGUUUCUAUGCCGUGAUGUGGGGAAAGGCUAAAGAAGGUGAGUUAAACAAGGGAACAGAAGCAUCAAGCUAUGAAGCUCCUCUGUUGCAAGAAAACGUCGAAGAACCGUAAAAUUAUUUGUAAUCAUUUGCUGCAAGCAGAAAAUUGAGUCAUACUUGCAAUUCUUGAACUGUAAAGAUGGCAAAAUAGUGUCUGAAGAUGGUGAAGAAUGUAAAAUUACAGGCAGUGAUCGUAGAAAGGUUGUUAUAGGCUAUAAAUGAGAGCAGCCCCUUCUGAAGUGGGAGGCUGCACUGCGUGCAUCCUUUUUGGGGCACUAAUGUCCCAAUUGUACAAGUAAUCAAAGCAUUUGAGGGUACCUUUGUCCCAA